CAGUCCGAGCUCUCUGGAAUGCACUCCAAACUCUCUGUAUUGAUUCUCUACAUUGACAAGGGAAUUUGCAGGCGAGCGGCAAAGAAAGAAAGAAUUCCGGUUUGUAUGAUUACAGUCGUACGAGUAUGCCGGCGUGCUGGCUUCCCAUUUACGGAGUGGCCCUUUGAAACAGACAUUUAAUGCGGGAAAGCGACAGUUUAAUGCAACUGGGGCAGAAUGAAAUCAUUUCUUGUUAUGCAAUGGCUGGCGUACUGGCCUUAACCAGCUAGGUUACUACGGAGCGGGGUUAAGAUGAAGUUAAAGCUCGAUUUCUUCCCACUGCCACCCUCUGUUUGAAUUUCUUAUAAGGAGCAGGAGAACUGUGACUGUUGUGUGGGAUCAAAUCGCCAGGGGUUUUGAUUGAUUUGCGGUUGUAUAAUGGAGGAAAUCUGGGAUUUGCAGGGCGUUGUGGCGGCAGCUGUUGGCGGAGAUUCGAACCCGCGAUGUCUAGAUGUCUGGGAAAAAACUCCACAGUUCAGUCACCAGAACCAGAGGCAGGUUAAGAGAAGUACUGUCACGGCGACGGCGACAGAGGGUUUAUUUGCAGAGGCGGUGCCGCCUCUCAUGGCGGCGACUGAGCCGAGGUAUAGAGGAGUGCGGCGGCGCCCCUGGGGAAGGUUUGCGGCUGAGAUACGCGACUCUGCAAAGCAUGGCGCCCGGCAAUGGCUGGGGACUUUUGAUACUGCGGUAGAGGCGGCGCUCGCUUACGACCGCGCCGCUUUAGCCAUACGCGGUGAGCGCGCCGUGCUGAAUUUUCCUUUCGGCGCCGCCGGAUCAGCUCCUGCUACGCCGCCGCUGGCGAGGAAGAGGAAACGGACUGAUGAGAGUUUUUCUCUGUUCGCGCCGCCGGCAUGCUCGAAUUCUGGAAGUAGUACGGUGAUCGAGUCGACAGAGGCGGUGAAUGUUUCAGACGGCUCGGCUCCCAUGGCUGGUUUCACCGGCGGAUACCAGUGGCUUUUCAUGCCCUAAUCAUGAGUCGCUCUUUACUCCACAUUUUGAUCGGCGUGGAGAAAUGUUUGGUUGUUUGCGGAUUUUGUAAAAAGAUUUAAACUUAUUUAUUGAAAACGUCAAUAUCUUUAGUCCAUAUUUUUUAUCGUGUUUGUUUUCACGGGGUUUUGUACAGGGAUGUAUAUAUGUUGAAUACAUCAAUAUCUUUACUGCAUAUCUUGAUCGCUGCGGAAAAUUAUGUUGUUUUUCACGGGGUUUUAUACAGGGAUGUAUAUUUGUUGAAUA
Messenger RNA from Cryptomeria japonica (Japanese cedar), 1272 nucleotides. RefSeq names its product ethylene-responsive transcription factor 5. Gene Ontology annotation, molecular function: DNA-binding transcription factor activity; DNA binding. Lineage: Eukaryota; Viridiplantae; Streptophyta; Pinopsida; Cupressales; Cupressaceae. The transcript has a single exon. Gene Ontology annotation, biological process: ethylene-activated signaling pathway; regulation of DNA-templated transcription. Bases 418 to 1008 code for a protein of 196 amino acids. The record is from RefSeq and is a predicted model, not a curated record.